AUGUUACAUGAUUCAGAUGGAAAUGAAGAACAUACUACAGGUUCAGUGAACGAAAAAGUAGCAGAGAAAAAACCUAAUGAUGGAAUUAAAGACAAAUGCCAAUGUACUAAUGGAUGUUCAGUACGUUCAUGUUCUUGUUUUGAAUCUGGCAGUGGAUGCAAUUCAUCAUGUGGUUGUAGUCCAUCUUGUCAAAAUUUGUUCAAUCACUUGGAUUAUUUUUUUGGAGAAAACCAUCGGCUUUCUGCUCAUUCUUGUUUUGCUAAAUGGCUUAUGAACCAUUCUAAAAAUGCCAAUGGAUUUGAAACAAUCGAUCGUGAUAAAUUACGUAAACGUCUCAUGAAAGCAGCCAAACAGGUAGAAGCAUUCGACGAUGAUGAUCUUCAAGAAUGGUUAGAAGAAUGGAGAACAAUCGAUGAAAGUGAAAAAUUGGCUCAUACACAACAAUUAUUUCGAUUGUUAAUAUCGGAUCAUUCAAGUUCAUUUUAUUAUUCAUUUUGUGACAACGGUGUUUUCGAUGAAGAUUGUCAUUGGCAUUGUGUAAAAUGUCAAAAAUGUGUUGAGUGGCGAUUUUGGCAUUGCAAUCGGUGUAAUAAAUGUACUUAUGGUGUUUCGUCUCCAUGCGAAAGAUGCGGAAGAAUGUGA
Molecule: messenger RNA, 642 nt
Organism: Rotaria socialis
Lineage: Eukaryota; Metazoa; Rotifera; Eurotatoria; Philodinida; Philodinidae
Source: the annotation of a GenBank genome assembly